This is a messenger RNA of Rhinolophus ferrumequinum (greater horseshoe bat), 5982 nucleotides long. It is a transcript of the gene BRPF3, whose product is annotated as bromodomain and PHD finger containing 3. The record is from RefSeq and is a predicted model, not a curated record. NCBI's taxonomy places the organism in Eukaryota, Metazoa, Chordata, Mammalia, Chiroptera, Rhinolophidae. Gene Ontology annotation, molecular function: protein binding. Gene Ontology annotation, biological process: regulation of transcription by RNA polymerase II. The coding region runs from base 182 to 3802 and encodes 1206 amino acids. Gene Ontology annotation, cellular component: MOZ/MORF histone acetyltransferase complex. The transcript is spliced from 13 exons.
GGGAGCGGUGGCGGCGGCCGGGCCCCCAGCGCGGGCCGGGAGGGGGCACGGCUGUGGCCGCGGAGGCCAGCGCGGGAGGAGGCCGCGCUCCGCUCCCCGGGGCGCGUCGACCUGCUCGACGGCCGCCCCAUCCGCGCCCAGGGGCCCCGAACGGUGGGGCCCGGCCGGCGGCUGAGGUGCCAUGAGGAAGCCUCGCCGGAAGUCACGGCAGAAUGCCGAGGGCCGGCGUUCCCCAUCCCCCUACAGUCUCAAGUGCUCACCCACCCGGGAGACCCUGACCUAUGCCCAGGCCCAGCGGAUUGUUGAGGUGGACAUUGAUGGCCGCCUGCAUCGUAUCAGCAUCUAUGACCCACUGAAGAUCAUCACGGAGGAUGAGCUGACUGCGCAGGAUAUCACUGAAUGCAAUAGUAACAAGGAAAACAGUGAGCAGCCCCAGUUCCCUGGCAAGUCCAAAAAACCCUCAUCCAAGGGCAAGAAGAAGGAGUCGUGCUCCAAGCAUGCAUCGGGCGCCUCCUUCCACCUCCCGCAGCCCAGCUUCCGCGUGGUGGACUCGGGCAGUCAGGCCGCAGCGCCCCCGCUGCCCGCUGCCUACUACCGCUACAUGGAGAAGCCGCCUGAAGACCUGGAUGCAGAGGUGGAGUAUGACAUGGAUGAGGAGGACCUCGCCUGGCUGGACAUGGUGAAUGAGAAGCGGCGACUAGAUGGGCACAGUUUGGUGUCAGCGGACACCUUUGAGCUGCUGGUGGACCGGCUAGAGAAGGAGUCAUACUUGGAGAGCCGCAGCAGUGGGGCCCAGCAGUCACUCAUUGAUGAAGACGCUUUCUGCUGCGUGUGCCUGGAUGACGAAUGCCACAAUAGCAACGUCAUUCUCUUCUGUGACAUCUGCAACUUGGCGGUCCACCAGGAAUGCUACGGCGUCCCGUACAUCCCCGAGGGGCAGUGGCUCUGCCGCUGCUGCCUGCAGUCUCCCUCCCGGCCUGUGGAUUGCAUCCUCUGCCCCAAUAAAGGCGGCGCCUUCAAACAGACCAGCGACGGGCACUGGGCCCACGUGGUGUGUGCCAUCUGGAUCCCUGAAGUCUGCUUCGCUAACACCGUGUUCCUGGAGCCCAUCGAGGGCAUCGACAACAUCCCACCUGCCCGCUGGAAACUAACCUGCUAUAUAUGCAAGCAGAAGGGGCUGGGCGCAGCCAUCCAGUGCCAUAAGGUAAACUGCUACACCGCCUUCCAUGUGACGUGUGCGCAGCGGGCCGGGCUCUUCAUGAAGAUCGAACCCAUGCGUGAGACCAGCCUCAAUGGCACCAUCUUCACAGUGCGCAAGACCGCCUUCUGCGAGGCCCACUCGCCGCCGGGGGCUGCCACCGCUAGGAGGAAGGGCGACUCCCCGGGAAGCCUCAGUGAGGCUGGGGAGGAGGAAGCACUGAAGGAGGGCUGUGGGGAGGACGAAGAGAAGGAAGAGGUGGAAGAGGAGGAGGAAGAUGAAGGCCAAGGUGGAGUAGGUGGCCCCCUCAAGGGAGCGUCCAAGAAGAGCAAGAUGACUUUGAAGCAAAAGAUCAAGAAGGAGCCGGAAGAAAUGGGUCGAGACACACCCUCCACUGUCCCUUUGGUCACUGUCCCACAGAUACCCUCUUACAGGUUGAACAAGAUCUGUAGUGGUCUCUCCUUUCAGAGGAAAAACCAGUUCAUGCAGCGGCUUCACAACUACUGGCUGUUGAAACGGCAGGCACGGAAUGGCGUCCCCCUCAUCCGGCGCCUACACUCCCACCUGCAGUCCCAAAGGAACGCCGAGCAGCGAGAGCAGGAUGAGAAAACGAGUGCAGUGAAGGAAGAGCUGAAAUACUGGCAGAAGCUCCGGCACGACCUGGAGCGCGCGCGGCUGCUGAUUGAGCUGAUUCGGAAAAGAGAGAAACUCAAGCGGGAGCAGGUCAAGGUGCAGCAGGCUGCCAUGGAGCUGGAGCUGAUGCCGUUUAACGUUCUGCUGAGGACAACCCUGGACUUGCUGCAGGAGAAGGACCCCGCACACAUCUUUGCCGAGCCUGUCAACCUGAGUGAGGUUCCAGAUUACCUGGAAUUCAUCUCCAAGCCAAUGGAUUUUUCCACCAUGAGGCGGAAGCUGGAGUCCCACCUGUACUUCACCCUGGAGGCCUUUGAGGAGGACUUUAAUCUUAUAGUUACCAACUGCAUGAAGUAUAACGCUAAAGACACGAUUUUCCACCGAGCAGCUGUCCGCCUGCGAGACCUGGGAGGGGCCGUCCUGCGGCACGCACGGCGGCAGGCCGACAGCAUCGGCUACGACCCCGACAGGGGCACCCACCUGCCGGACUCACCCAAACUGGAGGACUUUUACCGCUUCUCCUGGGAAGACGUGGACAACAUCCUCAUACCAGAGAACCGGGCCCAUUUGUCCCCGGAGGUGCAGCUGAAGGAGCUGCUGGAGAAACUGGACCUGGUGAGUGCCAUGCGGUCCAGUGGGGCCCGGACCCGCCGCGUCCGCCUGCUGCGCCGGGAGAUCAAUGCUCUUCGGCAGAAGCUGGCACAGCCGCCACCGCCACCGCCGCCCUCCCUGAACAAGACUGUGUCCAAUGGGGAGCUGCCAGCAGGGCCCCAGGGGGAUGCUGCUGUGCUGGAACAGGCCCCGCAGGAGGAGCCAGAAGACGAUGGGGACAGAGACGACUCCAAACUGCCUCCGCCACCAACCCUGGAGCCCACUGGGCCUGCGCCUUCCUUGUCUGAGCAAGAAUCCCCUCCGGAUCCCCCCACCCUGAAACCCAUCAAUGAUAGCAAACCUCCAGGCCGAUUCCUAAAGCCCAGAAAGGUAGAAGAAGACGAGCUCUUAGAAAAAUCCCCCCUGCAGCUAGGGAGCGAGCCCUUGCAGUGCCUGCUCAGUGACAAUGGCGUCCACAGACUGCCCCUGGUGGCCCCUGACACGCCGGCCGGCGCCUCCCUCAGCGGCGUGGGCCGCCGCACCUCCGUCCUCUUCAAGAAGGCCAAGAAUGGGGUUCAGCUGCCGAGGAGCCCGGAAGGGGCCCUGGAGAAUGGCGACGACCGCGGCACCGUGGGCUCUCCCGCCUCUCCCGCCAGCAUCGAGGAGGAGCAGCACUCCCGGAAGCGGCCGAGGAGCAGGAGCUGUAGUGAGAGUGAAGGGGAGAGGUCCCCCCCGCAGGAGGAAGAGACAGGUGUGACCAACGGCUUUGGAAAACACACGGAAAGCGGGUCUGAUUCGGAAUGUAGUUUGGGUCUCGGUGGUGGACUGGCGUCUGAAGCUUGCAGUGGUCUAAUACCCCCCAAACGCAGCCGUGGGAAGCCAGCCCUGUCUCGAGUGCCCUUCCUGGAAGGUGUGAACGGAGACUCUGACUACAGUGGUUCAGGCAGAAGCCUCCUGAUGCCCUUUGAAGACCGUGGAGACCUGGAGCCCCUGGAGCUGGUGUGGGCCAAGUGCCGAGGCUAUCCCUCCUACCCUGCCUUGAUCAUCGACCCCAAGAUGCCUCGGGAGGGCCUGCUGCACAAUGGCGUCCCCAUCCCUGUGCCGCCGCUGGAUGUGCUGAAGCUGGGAGAGCAGAAACAGGCCGAGGCUGGCGAGAAGCUCUUCCUUGUCCUCUUUUUUGACAACAAGCGCACCUGGCAGUGGCUUCCGAGGGACAAAGUCCUGCCCCUGGGUGUGGAGGACACCGUGGACAAGCUCAAGAUGCUGGAAGGUCGCAAGACCAGCAUUCGCAAGUCGGUGCAGGUGGCCUACGACCGCGCAAUGAUCCACCUGAGCCGGGUUCGGGGGCCCCACUCCUUUGUCGCCUCCAGCUAUCUGUAGGAGGGGGCCCGAGGGACACAGAAGAGCUUCUCUCUGCCCCAGCCAGACGUAUGGCCGGCAGCUUCCCCCUUUCCUAGCAGGCCAGAGCUGGGCUGUGUCCUUUCCGAGGGCAAGGCCCAGUUUUUACCAAUUGCAUGGUUCCACUGGCGGGCCUGCUAUGUGCCAAAAACUCCCACCUGAGCUCCUCAGGGGCUCGUCCACUGUAGAACCAGUUAGAAGUAGAAACAGCUGUGAGGCCCAGCUGAGGAGAUGGGCCCCGGAAGGCGAGGAGUCCUGGGCUCUUUCUCACAGGUGUGCCCGGCCCCGUCCCCCACCCCCAAUUAACUACACCUCAGGGCAAGCGAGGCUCUGCCACUGACCCCAGAGGUGCUGUGGAUACUCGGGUCCCACGGGGAAUCUCACCGAGCUCAUCUUCUCUCCUCUCCUCCCUCACCCAUUGUCACCCUUCCUCCCCGCCCCAUAUUCUCCUCUACCCAGUGUUUUUCCUGUGUUCCCUUCCUUGACUUUCUCUUGUGCCAAACUGACAGAAACCAUCACCAAACUGGUCUUUUUGUUUUGAUGUCUCAUUCCCUUUGAGGCCAGCUGCUACGCUAGGUGGGUGCCUCCGCCUGGCCCCUCAGGGCGGAACAGAGGCCAGCCUACCCCUCGGUGACCCCUCCACCAGCACACACACCCUGCCCCCCACCUUACCCCAGCCCGACCUGCCCUGUGCAUGUGCAGACACCAGCUGAGGCCGCGCCGUGAGGGAUUGCCCCCUGGGAUUGCGGUGGAGUCCCUCCUGCCCUCGCCCUGUCUUGCCCAGAGGCGGGCUGAGGCUGAGCCGGCUCCUGUCAGCAGACCAGGCUGGAUGUGUGAGUGUCCGUCUGUCCACUGGGAUUUGAGGGUGGGUGGGGUGGAGCCGGGUCUGCCUCUUCAUCCCUCCUCUCCACCCUCCUCCCCCUAUCCACCAUGGGCGGCGUGGUGCUCUGCCCUGCCCAGCCUCUGCUGCUCCCACUUCCCAACUCCAGGAGCCCAGCACUUUGAUGUCAAACCCUCUGCCCCCUUCCUCCUUUCCCUUCAACCCCCUCCCCACCAUCACCUUCUCAAAAACGGAAGGAAAAAAAAAACUGUGAAACGGGGAAUGUUGACUGACAAACCACCACAACUUUCAGAGGCUUCGAUGUCCGUUCUCUGGAUGUUUCUUUUCACCUCUUAAGCACCAAAGUUGCAGGGCCAGGUCGCAGGCCACUGAUUACCAUGUUGUUUUUUAACCUGAUGUUCUUUUUAAUUGUUUUAAAUUUUUCAUAGGGGAGUUUUGGACAAAACAAGUCACUGGGGAGAUCACUGCCAUUUUUACACACAAGUUUUUAAAAAUACAACCAACCAACCACCACAACUUCUUAUACAAUUUGGGACAAGAGCCAGAGUUUUAAAGGGAACCAACAAAACUCUCCAACAUAAAGGAUGGGGUUUUGGAUUUUGUACAAUACUAAAAAUACAAUACAGCAUGUGGCUAGGGAAGGACAUGGUGUAUAUAAUUGUAAAAUACUGUUCUAAAUUAUUCAGGCCUAUAGUUUCCAUUACUGGAGUCCUCCAUUGUGUGACUGAGUAUUUUAAAUGCACACAGUGUGGUUUAUUUAAAGGAGCCAAUGCACCCCCUCUCCCCAGGUAGUCGGUCGGCUGUGGACUCUGUGACCUUUGUCUCAACCUGUGUUGUAAGAUCUCGGGGCUUUCUCUAUUCUCUCUCUGGGUCUGUCUCUUCCCCCCAACACUUUCUCUGUCUCUCCUCUUUCUCUCUCUCUCUCUCUCUCUCUCUCUCUCUCUCUCUCUCUCUCUCUCUCUCUCUCUCCCCCCCCCCCCGCCCCCAGUCUCCUUGAAUCUUUCAGUCUCUCUCUGAGUCUCAUUUUUAGAACUGCUCUUUUAGAACGGGAAACGGCUCAGAUCCUGCUGUGGCAUGGGGCCUGCGUGUCUCAGUCGCGUCUGCUGUGAAGCACACGAUGCUCUAUUUAUUGUAGAAAGUGACUUUAUUUGCUUUCUAGAAUUGUUUAUAACAGAUGGUAUAAGAGAGGUAAUAAACAGAGAAAACUCUAUGCUUGUAAAGAAUACAGAAGUUAAUUUUACCUACUAUAAUAUGACUGUCUGAAACUUAUUUUCUCUCUGAGAAAUAAAUGUUCUAAUGGGCAGCAGUUGCUGUGUUGUGU